Messenger RNA from Neodiprion fabricii, 3068 nucleotides. It is a transcript of the gene Ythdf, whose product is annotated as YTH domain-containing family protein 1. Gene Ontology annotation, cellular component: cytoplasm. Gene Ontology annotation, molecular function: mRNA binding; N6-methyladenosine-containing RNA reader activity. The transcript is spliced from 3 exons. Gene Ontology annotation, biological process: mRNA destabilization. The record is from RefSeq and is a predicted model, not a curated record. Bases 710 to 2410 code for a protein of 566 amino acids. NCBI's taxonomy places the organism in Eukaryota, Metazoa, Arthropoda, Insecta, Hymenoptera, Diprionidae.
GUGACAUAAGGGACGUGGGGACGUGAAAACGACUUUCUUGUUGAGCGGCGUGAACUGUGUGAAUGAAGCUGCAGUUCGUGAGUAAAAAACACGUAGACAAAUUGAAUCGCAUGAUCGAAGUUUGCAACCCUGGCGGCACACGGGAGGUCAGUGGACGUCACGCAGUUAUUAUCGUUCGACGAAGAGGGAUUUGCAAUAAAUCUAUCAACUCGGUGUAAAAUAUAUAAAAUUCCUGGGAUUCUCUCGCUGUUGAACAUUCCGGGUCAGUGCGGGAGGGCCUCAGGUAAAAAAACAACCACUGGUAACAGUGAACGUAAACUUUCGUCGUGAAAUCAAUCCCACCCUGGUUAUACUGCCGUUGCCGAGUGUAAUCAUUGUAUGUUUAAAGUGUUGUGUUCCGUCGCCGAGAAACUGAUAAGUGUCUAGAAAACGUUAAAAGCUACCCCUUUUUGAACCUGACAUUACACUCGGUCCAUAUCCUUGGACAGAGAGAUUGUAUAGCAGGUUAUGUCAGCUGGAUUGGCAGGGGCUGUUUCAGAUCAGGUCAGUCUGUUGACACGGUACCAACUUAUUUGCCAUUCAUCAAUCCUUACGUCGAAGCCAGUGACUUAAAAUAUUGUGAAUUUUUCCAUGCUACGGGAUGCAGCGGAUGAAAGGACAAUCCAACAAUCAGGCCUUUCAGCAGUAAACCAGUAGAUGUCUCGUUAACAUGGAAUCUGUAUAUGUGACAGUAAGCAAUGGUCCCAAAGAGCACCAGCAGCAGCAGCAACAAGCGGAGCAUGUGGCUGGGGAGGAUGCAGGGUUUGAUUCAUGGAGAGGCGGGAAUAAUGUUCAGCAUCACUCGAGCUACCCAAUUGGUACGGGAGACCCAUACACGCCAUACUACGGGACAUCAUUUCCCUAUCAGGCGUUUGGCGCGGGAGAUGGAACUUGGUCGAAUGGAACGGAUCCUGUUGCGUUCCUCUCAGGAUAUGGAGGACAAAUGGGACAUGAUUCGUACGGAAUGGACGGAAUGUUUUCGGCAAGUGCCGGCGGAGGUUUUAGCACCUUUGGUCAGCCAACGUUCAAUUACUUCCAUGGAAAUGGAGACUAUAGCACCUGGGGUACGCCAAGGAAAGCUCGGUACGAAGACUAUUAUCAGGCACCGAGAGGUAAUGAGAGUUACCCGACGCCCAGUGGCGGUGCUGAAAUGAAGUCUCUAGAGCAAAGCGUACAAGGUUUGUCUAUUGGAGGUGAACCAUCACGACAAGAACAGCAGUUACCACCUAAUCAGCAGUCUAACAAAUCUGAGUCAAAAGAACCCAAGAAAAUGACAUGGGCCAGCGUUGCCAGCCAGCCUGCAAAACCUGUACCACCUCUUUCUGCUUCUCAGGGUAUGAAGAAGAAAGCAGGAAUGCCACCGCCUCCGAUGGUGCCUGGAAAACAUAAUAUGGACAUUGGGACUUGGGGCGAAGGUAAAACUUCAGCCCCCCCACCAAAGGCCCCUCCCCCACCGCAAGUACAACCUCCGGUUCCGCCACCUCCACCUCCCGUUCAAAGGCAAAGGCCGCGACCACUUCCCUCCUGGGUUCAGCAACCAACAACCCCACCUUCACCCCCUCCAUCUCAAAUGCAGAUCCCGCAACAACAAGCUCCUCCACCCCCGACGCACCCUGUGCUACACGAGUUGAAGGUAAAGAAUGAUUACAAUCCUACAGAAUUUGACCAGACCGCUCCUGGUGCAAGGUUUUUUGUCAUUAAAUCGUAUUCCGAGGAUGAUAUUCAUAGAUCUAUCAAGUACGAAAUUUGGUGCAGUACGGAGCAUGGCAACAAGAGACUAGACCAAGCUUACAGGGAUGCCAGUAGGGACGGCGCACCGUUAUAUCUGUUUUUUUCUGUUAAUGGAUCGGGACAUUUUUGCGGUAUGGCGCAAAUGGUUUCUUCGGUUGAUUACCAAAGCAACAGCUCUGUUUGGUCGCAAGAUAAAUGGAAAGGACAAUUUAGAGUGCGUUGGAUUUAUGUUAAGGAUGUUCCUAACGUCCAGCUGCGACACAUUCGUUUGGAGAAUAAUGAAAAUAAACCUGUAACCAAUUCAAGAGAUGCUCAGGAGGUACCUCAUGCACGGGGGUUACAAGUUUUACGUAUUUUGCACACCUAUCGCCACUCUACUAGUAUUUUUGACGAUUUUGGACACUAUGAACGAAGGCAGGCUGAAGAAGAUCAACGAAAGGCACCGCCUAAUCCCAUACAACAUCAUCCUCCUCCCAAUCACAGGGGUAGGGGUCAUUCCGGUGAACCUCCUCAUCCGCACCACCAGCAGCACCAACAACACCAGCAUCCACACCAACAUCCGCAACAGCAUCCACACCAGCAUCAACGGAAGGAACGUGAAGGUGGCCGAGGAAGAGGCCGCGGUGGACCACGCCAGUAGCAAAGAUUACAAAAAAAACAUAAAAAUAAUAAUAAUCACCAUAAAAGAAGGACGCUCCGACUAAUUAUCAAAAUAUUAAUUACCCCUUUGCUUCUUCCCUGGACCUUUGAAAGCCUUCUGACUGCUGUGACUGGACUCUCGUCGUUGAAGCUAUCCCCUUUCAUUACACGAUUGAACUGUACGGUAAUUAGCAUUGGGUUCAACAUCAUAAUGAUUAUGUUACAACAAUUCUUGUGCAUGAAAUUAUUCAAUUUCAACGGAUGUUGGUAAACUUGGAAAUGUUUACAAGCAUAAAGUGUUGUGGAUAUCGUGUAAAUGGGCGAAUGGUGUAAACGUACAAAUUUAAAAGAAAAAAGAACGCAGAACUGACAGAAAAAAAAACGUAAGAAAUAAAAAACUAUGACGAUGUGGACUAACAUAUGUAUAUGAAAAUGCUUGAAUGUACUUUUGUUCAAAAUCAAGAAAGGACGAUAGUUUAAGCAAGUGCCGGUUUGAAUUAUCUUUUCAAACUGCAAUGAACAUUAUAAUCUGGUGCCUGCAACUGAAAAAGAAAGCCCUCCCUUCUUAAAUGGAUUUAAAAAAAUAUUAUGUGGAGGCUUCCCACGAGGUUUUAUGUUUUCUAUGUAAUCAUGCCCAAUCAAUGGAUAAUAACAACUAA